GGCCCACGCGUCCGGCCCCGCCCCAGGGGCGGUGCUGGCCAGACCCCGCCGCCGGAGCUAACGCACAGCCGGGUGGGCUCUGGGGGCGGCGUGGGGGCCGGGGAAGUUUGCGCGCCGCCGCUAGUGCUGCGUUCCCGAGCCGGGCUCCAGCCCCGAGGACCGGGGGUCAGGCGGGCCGGUCUACGGAACCCCACGGGGCCGCAGCCGUCAUCUCAAAUCCUUCUGCUUGGAAAAGUGUUUAAGCUUCUAAAAUGUCAUCUGUCAAGCACCUGGUUUAUGCAGUUAUUCGUUUCUUACGGGAACAAAGUCAGAUGGAUACUUACACCUCAGAUGAACAAGAAAGUUUGGAAGUUGCAAUUCAGUGCUUGGAGACAGUUUUUAAGGUCAACUCAGAAGAUACACACCUAGCAGUUUCACAGCCUUUGACAGAAAUGUUUACCAAUUCCUUCUGUAAGAAUGACGUUCUGCCCCUUUCAAACUCAGUGCCUGAAGAUGUGGGAAAAGCUGACCAAUUAAAAGAUGAAGGCAAUAACCACAUGAAAGAAGAAAAUUAUGCUGCUGCAGUGGAUUGUUACACACAGGCAAUAGAAUUGGAUUCCAAUAAUGCAGUUUACUAUUGCAACAGGGCUGCUGCUCAGAGCAAGUUAGGUCACUAUACAGAUGCAAUAAAGGAUUGUGAAAAAGCAAUAGCAAUUGAUUCAAAGUACAGCAAGGCCUAUGGGAGAAUGGGGCUGGCCCUCACUGCCAUGAAUAAAUUUGAAGAAGCAGUUACAAGUUAUCAAAAGGCAUUAGAUCUUGACCCUGAAAAUGAUUCCUAUAAGUCAAACCUGAAAAUAGCAGAACAGAAGUUAAGAGAGGUAUCUAGUCCUACAGGAACUGGGCUGAGUUUUGACAUGGCUAGCUUGAUAAAUAAUCCAGCCUUCAUUAGUAUGGCAGCAAGUUUAAUGCAGAACCCUCAAGUUCAACAGCUAAUGUCAGGGAUGAUGACAAAUGCCAUUGGGGGACCUGCUGCUGGAGUUGGGGGCCUAACUGACCUAUCAAGCCUCAUCCAAGCGGGACAACAGUUUGCUCAGCAGAUACAGCAACAAAAUCCUGAACUUAUAGAGCAACUGAGAAAUCACAUCCGGAGCAGAUCAUUCAGCAGCAGCGCUGAAGAGCAUUCCUGAUUCGACUAGGGGCUGAAGCCCAGGAUACAAAUAGUUUAUGGCUAUGAAUGAAGUAUUUGUUGUAGAUAGUACCCCCUCCCUCCUUCAAAAAACCAAACACCAUAUCUGAUGUUUGAAAAUAAUGGAGGAAAACCUCUUGUGUAUAUUCUUAAAGAAUAAAUCCGUUUAGACAAUAGGUGUAUCACAAACAGA
Cebus imitator (Panamanian white-faced capuchin) is the source of this 1358-nucleotide messenger RNA. RefSeq names its product small glutamine rich tetratricopeptide repeat containing beta (gene SGTB). Gene Ontology annotation, biological process: post-translational protein targeting to endoplasmic reticulum membrane. The coding region runs from base 252 to 1166 and encodes 304 amino acids. The transcript has 11 exons. Gene Ontology annotation, cellular component: membrane; TRC complex. The record is from RefSeq and is a predicted model, not a curated record. Gene Ontology annotation, molecular function: molecular adaptor activity; protein binding. NCBI's taxonomy places the organism in Eukaryota, Metazoa, Chordata, Mammalia, Primates, Cebidae.